GCUCUCAAGGCGUGUCCUCAUCUUGGCAACGUUUAUUGUCCUCAAAUUAAAACCCUGUUCCACGCACAGCAGACCUCCUUUUCCUCUUUUGCUUUCGUCGUUCUCUCUCCGUCUCAUCGAUCUCUGCUUGGCUGUCUCUCGGUCUCACCUCUGCUUGGCUUUCUCUCCGACGCAGCAGUCCCUUCUUCUCUUCAUUGAGUCUCUCCUUAUUUAGGUUAUCUUUGGAGUUCCAGUCGUGCGGUGCUUCGGGUUUGUGUCACCGACGCUUUUGGCUUCUUUCGUCUUCCAAAGUGAAAUUAGUUCUAUCUUGAUAGUGAUCGCGUUGAUUCGGCCUUGAUCACAUUCGCUCAGAUUUUGGCAUUGAAAUAGUAUACGUAGCUCCAAGUUUCUAUGCUGCCAUGAUUGAAGACGAUGAUCAGUUAGACAUAGAUGAUAUCGAGAUUGACAUUCCUGAAGAGAAACCGAAAGAGCAGAAUAUGUUGGCAGCACUUAAUAAGGAAAAACUGGCAAGCAAGUUUAUGGCCUUUAAAGUAAUGAAACAAAUGAAGACUAAGAGUGAGAAAAGUAACCCAAAGGAAGAGCAACAGGAUGAGAAGGUUGGCUCUGUUGAUGAAAUCAAGAGGAGAUAUGGAUUUUUGUCUGCUAGCUCAAGGGAACAAGAACAGAUCAAAGACAAAGCAAGAGUAGAUAUCAUGUGGUCCUUCUCUUGA
Fragaria vesca subsp. vesca is the source of this 710-nucleotide messenger RNA. RefSeq lists its product as uncharacterized. The record is from RefSeq and is a predicted model, not a curated record. The transcript has 7 exons. The coding region runs from base 399 to 710 and encodes 103 amino acids. NCBI's taxonomy places the organism in Eukaryota, Viridiplantae, Streptophyta, Magnoliopsida, Rosales, Rosaceae.